AUGACAGUCCCGGACCAGACAGUGGAAGAAGCGGAAUCGGGGAUUGAACCCCACGCGCAGAGCCUGGUGGGAGUGAAGGAUCUGUUAGUGGCGGAGUCGUGGAAGGAAGCGCAGAAGGUGCUCCGGAAGAGCUCGUCGUUGCUGAAACAGGACAUGUACACAAUUAUACAAGCGAAGCCGGCGGAGAAGAGGGGGCGGCUGAGGAAACUCUACUCGGAUUUGUUCAAUGGGGUGAUGAAGCUGGAUUAUGCGGCCAGAGAUGAGGAUAGGAUUAGAGCGUGGGAGUGUUAUGAUAGGGUUAUCUCAUCCCUCCGUCACAUUUUGGCUACACUCUAA
Messenger RNA from Sesamum indicum (sesame), 336 nucleotides. It is a transcript of the gene PQL3, whose product is annotated as PsbQ-like 3. Gene Ontology annotation, cellular component: extrinsic component of membrane; chloroplast; photosystem II. Gene Ontology annotation, molecular function: calcium ion binding. Lineage: Eukaryota; Viridiplantae; Streptophyta; Magnoliopsida; Lamiales; Pedaliaceae. The record is from RefSeq and is a predicted model, not a curated record. Gene Ontology annotation, biological process: photosynthesis; photosynthetic electron transport chain.